Stegastes partitus (bicolor damselfish) is the source of this 4956-nucleotide messenger RNA. RefSeq names its product NHS-like 1a (gene nhsl1a). The transcript has 12 exons. The coding region runs from base 1 to 4956 and encodes 1651 amino acids. Lineage: Eukaryota; Metazoa; Chordata; Actinopteri; Pomacentridae. Gene Ontology annotation, biological process: cell differentiation. The record is from RefSeq and is a predicted model, not a curated record.
AUGAAGAAGUUGUGGUACCUGGUGAAGGACGAACUGUGGCUUCUCAAAGAUCUGUCAUACCUUCUUGACAAUUUGUUCAUUUUGGGCCUCUUUAGGAACCUGUGGUACCUGCUCGAGCUUCUGGAAUUCUCCCCAGUCCUUGGGACCUCUUCAAGUACCACUGGAGACGGCGACAGCAGGUGGUCUGUUCACUACACUACCCAGAAGCCUCGGCAGAGUCUCCGCUUCAUCCCUGGAAAAAGACGAUCAGGCAGCGCCGAUGACCUGCGAGCGUGUCACGGACCAACUCGGCCCCGCCCACAAAGCCCCAGCCACGACCAAUCAGAAGGCAACUUGCGGCAGCGGUGGCGGGACAAAGGCAGGAAGAUGAGGUCCAGAGUCUUGGACUUUCUCUCUCAGUCUUGUUUUUCAGUUUGUUUCAAGUUUUCAGUUUGGAGGAGAAAGUCAUCGGCUUCCUCAGACGAAGAUGAGAGGUUCAUCUUGAACAACACGCGACCUCUGACCCCGCUGGUCCUGAACCCGGUCCAGCUCACCUCUUGCUGGGACGUCUUCGCGCCAACCUACGAGCCGACAGCGGAUGUGGAGAUGGAACCGCCACCUCGGCUUCCAACACCAGAGGAGAGAAUGAGGCAGCAGGCCAAGGCAGUCGCUGCUGAUGUUGUCCCCAUCAACGUAACAGGUGAGAGUUUUGAUCGUCAGGCCAGUUUUCGGAGGACAGUUUCUAAUGUCGACUCACUAACCCGGCGACCCCGUAACCUCAACCGCCGCAAGACGGUUACUGGGAUACCGGAUGACGUCAACCUGAAGCCUUCGGGUUCCACGGUUCUUCCCAGUCAGUUCUCCACAGUGGGUCGACCUGCCUCCUCCUCGUCCUGCAGGUCCCCCAACCAAAAGGACACAGAGGUGGCGGUGGAGGGAGGAGAAGAAAUCAGGAAUCAGGGACAGUCAAGGAGGAUCCGAGCCCCACGAGGAGAGGGAAUGUCCAGCCUCAUGGCCUCCCUCACCUCCUCCCUCCGUGGCAAAGACCAUUCCUCGGAGUUCCACAGCCUCCCCCGUCCGGCAACCAGCUCCUCUUUGAACUCUGAGGUCAGCUGUACCAGCGCCUCCUACAGGACGCUCAGUCCCUCCUCGUCUUGCUGCCAGUCACAGGGUCUACAGGGUUUUCCCAGCGACCUCCAGCCCCUGCUGCCAUUUGACCCCACAGCCAGAAUUGUGCCGCUGUCUCCUUUUUCGUCCUCAUCCAUUCCUGGUACGCCCCUACCAUCAGAGUGGGCUUACCCUGGGGAUAAGCCCCAGAAUGAGAGUCCUUCCACCACUCAUUACCUCUCCUGCUCCUCCAUCACUGAUUCAGAGUCUCAAUAUAGCUACCAGACUCUGGAUGACCAGACCCCAACCCACCAGAACACCCAGCGUUUCUACGAUUGUGAAUCCAAUGGCAGGGAUAGGUGGCGCUACAAGCCCCUGUCCCCCAGCUCCAGUGUCCACAGCGGUAUCGCCCAGGACACAACAUGUGCUUCUGAGGAAGGUUGGAAUUGCGAUCCUCUGCUCUACUCUGGUCGCUCCUCCCCCUCCUGCAAUGACAGCAACUCCUUGUGUUCAGAGAAGACGACUUCCUCUCCCUCACUAAGCCGAGAGAAACGGAGGUCCAGUACGUCUUCCUCCUGUUCCUACUAUCGCACUGCCACCCGCAGCAUCUCCCUCCGCAAGUCCAAGCGCCCACCUCCUCCACCGCUACGCUCGGACUCUCUGAGGCGCCGAUCUAGUCGGAACAAACCCGCACGCUUUUCCACCAGUCCCCGUUUGGAGCACACCGCUCAGUGCAAAUCAUCUCCCCAGACUUACCAUGACCCCUGGGUGCCCCGGACUAAAAGACGCCAGAGUGGGCUUAACUGUGGGACUGUCACAACCUUUGAACCUUUGAGCUCAGACUGCCAAGCAUCUGCUGAGUCUCCUGCUCCCAAUCACCUACCUACAAGCCCUGACCACCCUCCUGUCCUCGCCCCUGCAUCUCCAGGUUUGGGAGAGGAGGGCAUGAGACUUACUCUCAACCCCCAGCCAGUUGGCUCCUCGGGAGCUGGGCUCCAGCGCCUCGCUUCACCCUCCAGUGGUUACUCCAGCCAGUCCAACACCCCAACUCCUGGCACUCCACUGUCUUCCCCCCUCACCCCAUCCUCCCCACUCACAGCCAGCCCUGGAGCCUUCUCCCUCCCACCGACCUCCCCUUUCUCCACUUCAUCUUCCUUCCCCCUUUCACCCGUUGCUUCAUCCUUGCCCAGGACAAAGUCUCGGGCCGAUGACAGGCCGAAGCCACCAGUGCCAGAAAGAAAGUCGUCACUCUUUUCGUCCCUUUCAUCCUCAUUUUCCUCCACCUCCUCCCUCUCAUCCUGCACCUCCUUAGAGUCCUCGGCCAAGGUUCCUCUCCUGCCUCCUCCUCCUCCCCCCCCACCUCCUCCUCCUCCUCUGCCAGAAUCUUCCUCCCCUUUGCCUUCUACUCCUCCUCUUCUCACCAAACUCUCUGUAGCUCCUCCUACACUUUCAUCUCUUCCUCCUCCUCCACCACCUCCUCCUCUACCUCUACCUCCUUUCUCCCGGCCUCCUCCUCCCCCCUACUCAUUCGCUAACUUACAAGACAUUAUUCCUAGCCCAGCGAACCAGAGAAGCUCUGGGCCUCAGCCAGGCGAUGGUGAAACUCUUCAAAACAUCAAGUCUGAUGAACAGAGGAGGGAAGACUCAGACAUGUAUGCCCCACUUGUAAGCAAUCAAGUCGUCAGUCCUGAGAGUCCUUGGGUAAAAAUGUCUUCUGACAAAAAUCACAUUGACACAAUUAUCCAAGAUGCUUCUUCACAACAGCAGGUCAAAGAUGCAGUGCUGACAAGCACUAAGCUAACAGAGCCUGCAGAGAAACAUAGAGAAAGCAGAACAAUACAAUCGGUAGAGAAAAAUGAAAAGAAUAGAUCACAAAUGCAGAUUCAUGAUGCUGCUGAUUUAGCAUAUGUUGAUAUGAAAACCAGUAACAGUAACUUAAGGGGAAGGAGCCCAAAGAAGCUCUGCUCACCAGAGAAGCCAGUUCCACCAAAGAAGCCUGAUCUUUGUAUCCUGGGUGUUAUGGCAUCCCCCAAGACCAGGCGGGGACAAGGUGGAAGGAAGGGCAGUGGAAAAAUUUCAGCUCUUUCUUCAGGACUCCCUGCUGACUCCUUCAACACAUGCUUGCACACACAUGUGACCCAAGGUGCACCUUCACCAAAGCACCUGACAUGCACCACUGACAACUCGGUGACACCUGCACAUUUGAUUUCACCUGACAGCUCCCCUCAACGGCAGAAACCACCAAUUUUGCACAAGAAGCCAGACCUCUUAUUGACCUCACCACAAACAACCAAACCACCCUUUACAUCUAAGAAUAAAGAGGGGGCCCUCAAAGGAACCUCUAAGACCAGUGGCAUAUCACAGACUCAGAGCACCACAGGGCCCAGUAGCACCUUAGAAACCAUGGGCAUGGGUACUACAGGGGCUAGAAACACUUUAAAUGAGACCAGUAGCACCUUAGGGACCGUCUAUGGAACCCAUGACCUAUCAGGGAUUAUGGGUAUGGGUACAUACAGCACCUUAGGGAGCUCCAGUGCCCAUGCAGCUACUUAUACCUGGACUGGGGGCACCCAAACAGGGAUAACAGACCCCUGCUGUACGAGAACUACCAAAUCAAGACUUUAUCAGUAUGAUGAGAAAACAUUUCAAAGUAGGAUGAUGAGGUCAUCGCUGGCUGAAGACGUAGAGGAAGAUGAGAAGGAAAGGCCGAUAGAGAGAGAGAUGAAGACAGCGAUGAUGACGAUGGUUUCAUCCACCACAAAGAAAAAGGACAAAGCAAGGAAGAGGAGGAAGAGGAGGCCUGGCAGGCAACUACUGAUGAUGUCAUCAGCAAGGGCGCCCUCCCCCUCAUCGUCAUCAUCAUCAUCGUCGUCAUCCUCAUCGUCCUCAUCUGGAGAUGAGCGAGAUGUGACAAAGGGCGUGAAAACCCAAGUGACUGAGAAGGUGAGAGCGACGAUAGUGUGUGAUCAAGAGACGAGUGACUCAGAAAGCUCCUGUGCUCUGAUUGGUCAGAGCAGGUACUCGCUCAGCAGCGCACUGUCCACUGACAGCCUGCGAGGGGAGCUGUCACUUCCAGACCUCCUUAUACAGGAACCGGAUGAAGAACAGGAGGAUCGAGGAAAUGAAGGAACCCAGAGGAGAGGGGAGCAGACAAAGGAGGCCAGUGGACCUUUAAAUGCUGAUCUGUUCGUGAAUGUUUCGGCAGAUCAGAUGUUCGUCCCCGGUCGACCCCGAACCACAGAGGAUCUGUUCGCUGUCAUCCACAGGUCUAAGAGGAAGAUGCUUGGUCGAAAGGAUUCAAACGAAGACAGGAAUCGUGCCUCCUCAUCCCCUUCGUCCUCUCCGGUGACCCCCGCCGACCCCCUGCCUCGCCCGGCUCGACCUGCCGCCCUCCGAGGCCAAAGGUGCCCGAGAAGCGAAAGCUUCAAGGCUCUCCUGCUGAGGAAGGGGAGUCGCCCCGACGCUUCCUCUCGAAUCUCGGCGGUCGAGCGGCUUCGUAAAGUUGCAGCUUCUCCUGCUGCUGAGCUCCAGAUGGAACCUCCAGACCUGGUCAAGCCCUUCAUCCUGCCGCCCACAUCUCCGAGCUCUCAGGACUUCUCUGCAAUGUUCGGUGAUGAUCUGAUGCGCCUCCUGCUCACCUCCUCGUCCUCGCCCUUCUACUUCCUCACCUCCCCCGCCCCUGUGCGACCUCGCUCCCUCACCCCGCCCUGCUCGGCGAGCCGACGCUUCGCUGCCCGCCGACGCCUCUUUGCCGCCCCGAUGACCGCCAUCUCUGAGGGAGAAGGUGAGGAGGAGGAAGAGGAGGAAGAGGAGGAGGAGGUCUUCGGAAGCGGUGGAGAAUCGAGCCUGAGAUUGGUUGAGAUUUCUUGA